AUGAGGCGGUGGAUCGAUGAGAAAUCGAUGGACAUUCGCCCAUCGACAUCAAGUGAAAGAAAUGAUGUUGGGGAAAGUUUGGAGAUCGAUAAUGUCACAAUACGGACACUCAGGUUUCAGCCCAACCAUCCCUCACCGCUCUCUCCAUCGGAUCAUUCUUCUCGAAGAAAACCCCGCGAUUCUCUGUGGAGACUCAAAGGAUUGUUCUACUUUUUCCAAGCCUCUCUCUUUCUAUCUGUGAUAGCUCUUUGUGCUGCGAGUAGUGAUGAGUAUUCCCUUGUGAGCGAUCGAGGCGGUCCCCGCAAAGUCUACACAAAUGAGUGGGCGGUGAGGAUAGCCGGUGGAUCGACUGAAGAAGCCGAUCGAAUCGCGAGAAGAUACGGAUUUGAAAAUAAAGGACGGGUAAUCGAGGGUGGCGAGUAUUUCAUUUUCCUUCGGCCAAACGAGCGCCGAAAAGCGACCCGAAAGACGCGAUCUCUCUACGUAAAUGGACUCUCGCAUGAGCCAGAGGUAUUAUGGAUGGAGCAACAAGUGGCGAAGAAACGGGUGAAACGGGAUUUUCGACGAGUACGCCGAAAUCUCGCCGACAACGAGGUUUUGGAGGAGUCCCAGAUCUCAAAGUCUCGUAAUCGCAAGCCGAAAUUCGAUCCAAAUGAUCCAUUGUGGACGGACAUGUGGUACUUGAAUCGAGCCGACAAAUCGGAAGAAGGCAAAAUGGAUCACAACGUGCAAGAAGCCUGGGAUCUCGGCUACACGGGAAAAAACGUUGUUGUAACAAUCCUGGACGAUGGCUUGGAGCACACACAUCCCGAUAUAUUGCCCAAUUACGUGGAUGAGAACCGACAUGGGACAAGAUGUGCCGGUGAGGUAGCGGCCGUGUUCAACAAUACUCUCUGCAUCGUUGGCAUCGCGUACAAUGCGAAUAUUGGAGGCAUUCGCAUGUUGGACGGAGAUGUGACCGACGCGGUCGAGGCUGCCUCUCUCUCACAUGGCACAAAUCAUAUCGAUGUUUAUAGUGCUUCUUGGGGCCCUGAUGAUGACGGGAGAACGGUUGAUGGACCGGCGAAGCUGACGAGAGCUGCUUUCGAGCGGGGAAUUCGAGAGGGUCGCGGCGGAAAAGGCUCAAUUUUCGUGUGGGCAUCGGGUAAUGGAGGCAAAGAUGGAGACUCGUGCAAUUGUGACGGGUACACAAAUUCGAUCUACACAUUGUCGAUCUCCUCAGCCACCGAGAAUGGGAAUAUUCCAUGGUAUUCGGAGGCUUGCUCGUCCACUCUAGCCACCGCCUAUUCAAGUGGCGCAGCCGGAGAGAAAAUGAUUGUGACAACCGAUUUGCAUCAUGGCUGCACCACACUACACACGGGUACCUCAGCUUCUGCUCCGUUAGCCGCGGGGAUCGUCGCGUUGGCGCUAGAAGCUAAUCCGAAUUUGACGUGGAGGGAUUUACAGCAUCUCGUCGUGCGCACGGCUCGUCCGAUUCAUCUACGAGCGGGAGAUUGGGUGACGAAUGGAGUGGGCAGAAAUGUAUCGCAUUCAUUUGGAUACGGACUCAUGGAUGCUGGUGCCAUGGUGAGAUUGGCGAAAAAUUGGACAACCGUCCCAGAGCAACAUCGCUGCAAACAGUUUUACCCGUCACGUUUCAAAACGAUUCCCCAUGGUAAUCGCUUGCAACUUCAACUUUACACGGACGGAUGCGCCGGAUCGGAUGAUCAUGUGGCCUAUGUGGAACACGUGCAAGCAAUUGUCACUCUGAAAGCGCCAAAGCGAGGCGAUAUUCAGAUUUACCUCACAUCACCAAGCAAUACGCGAAGUGUUCUGUUGACGAAACGUGCUCGCGACUCAUCGAGAGCCGGCUUCACCGAGUGGGCUUUCAUGACGACACACAAUUGGGGCGAGUACGCGGCUGGACUCUGGACACUAGAAGUCGAUAAUGAUGGAUGGGAUGAUGCCGAACUGGUGAAAUGGGAUCUCGUGCUGCACGGCACCGCGCAAGAAGUCGGUCCAUCCGGCUCACAGCAUCCGGGUCUCUCCACUCGUUCCGUGCUCACUCUUCCAUCUCUUCAAGCUGGCCCAUCUCAAUCAGCAUUUCUUUCAUUCAUUCCAUCGAUUAUGAUCAUUCUUAUCGUCAAGCUUUUCAUU
Molecule: messenger RNA, 2136 nt
Organism: Mesorhabditis belari
Lineage: Eukaryota; Metazoa; Nematoda; Chromadorea; Rhabditida; Rhabditidae
Source: the annotation of a GenBank genome assembly